Messenger RNA from Tachysurus fulvidraco (yellow catfish), 1564 nucleotides. RefSeq lists its product as uncharacterized. The record is from RefSeq and is a predicted model, not a curated record. NCBI's taxonomy places the organism in Eukaryota, Metazoa, Chordata, Actinopteri, Siluriformes, Bagridae. The coding region runs from base 47 to 1366 and encodes 439 amino acids. The transcript has 7 exons.
CUGGGAUCUUCACAGGUGCUGCUGGUGGUGUUGUGUCUCAUCAGCCAUGCAGUUCUACAGCAUUCAUCAGUGUGUCCUCUUCUUCCUCAUCUUCAUGUUUAUCACUGCUCCUACUCUGGCUUUCACUACUGUAAUGGUGAAGCUGAAACAGCCUGCGGUUCUUCCCUGUAAACAGAACUGCUCUGAUUCUCUCCGAUGGACUGUGAUCGAUAAACCACGUCUUAGUGUGGCUGAGUGUAAUCAGACAUCAUGCUGGUCAAAGGAGGGGUUUAACAUGUCUCAUGAUCAGUAUCUGAAGGGAGAUUUAUCUCUCACCAUCAAUGCAGCUGAUUACAGUAACAGGGGUUUGUACACGUGUGAAUGUGCUGGUGAAGAGGUCAAUACUGUACAGCUCAGCAUUGAGACUUUGAUGCGGUUAUCUAAUUUAAAGUCUGGAGAAGAUUUGAUCCUACACUUACACAAAUCAGACUACACAGAGUUGAUUUAUAAAAGUAAAUAUUCACAUGAUCUGUACGGUGAACAGAUCUGCAAUGUGACUGAAGACUCACUUCAGUGUAAUGAUGAAUAUAAACACAGAGCACUACUGAAAGACUCAGAUCUAAUACUGAAGAAUCUAAAACCAUCAGAUAGUGGAGUUUACACCAUCCGGGACACACUGUAUAAAUACAUCAUUCUUAUUUGCACUCUCUCUGUGAAAGAUAAUGCAAUUACCCAAAUAAAGCUGAAGCAUCAUGGGUCUGUUACACUCAACUGCACACGGAAUUGUACUGGUUUGGUUGAAUGGAUCAAUAAGAAUAAUAAACAUGUGGUGGCUUGGUGUAAUCAGACAUCAUGCAACACAGAGAAGGGAUAUAAUAUAUCUCAUGAUCAGUACCUGAAGGGAGAUCUGUCUCUCACCAUCACUGAUGCUUAUUACAGUAUGAGGGGUGAAUACUGCUGCAUGUGUAAUGAGAAGUGCAUCAAUGAAAUUAAUGUCUCCGUUCAGACUGAGAACUCUUCAGUUCAGUUGAAGCCUGGUGAAAAUCUGCUCAUGGAUUUGCCCAGAAGAGAGUCAGUGGAGGUGAUUUAUAGAAGCACCAGGAGUGUUGCUGAUGAUGCGGACGGUAAAAACAUCUGUAUAUUCGAAGACGAUUUUCUGGAGUGUAUUGAUGCAUACACACGCAGGAUAUCUCCAGUUCUCAAACUGGAACAUGUGAACCUGACUGACAGUGGAGUUUACACCAUCCAGAGCAGGAACACUCAGGAAGCAUUUCUCGUCUACAACGUGUCUGUAAACAACUACUCGAAGACCAGCCAAGACCAGAUGAAAAUAUCUAUUUUUCAUAUUUGGUGUUUGGGGUGGUGGCUGAGCUGGGAGUUCUCAUAGUCGCUACAGUGUGCAUUUGCCAGAAGUGCAAAGGGAAGGACGGUGUGAAGAAUGAAGUUCAGUAUCGUCCUGUUUGAUAAGUUAUUCUAGAAACGAAUGUAAUCUAAGCAUGAUGUGUUGAUCAUGUAUGAAUGACUUCUAUCAUUAGUUUAUUAAUAACCUCACUGUAACUAAAAACUGUAUUUAUUCCUGUACCUG